UUAGUCGUGUUUUUCGUUCGCUAUCGAGAACAUGGCUCGUUCCGAAAUAAUAAUUUUGGCCUUUUUGGCCGGUGUUCUGCUCCUAGAUGGCGUAGCAAAUGCUGCACUACAUCGUAUACCCAUCCAGAGAUCGCCGCACUACAAGCGAAGCCACAAAAAUAUCGUAGCGGAAAGGGAUUUUAUUCAGCAGAAAUAUAAUCUUAACUCAGCCAAUGGUUAUCCGAUGGAGCAACUAACCAACUAUGAAAAUUUACAGUACUACGGAAAUAUUAGUAUUGGAAGCCCACCGCAGUAUUUUCUGGUACAAUUCGAUACCGGCUCCUCGAAUCUUUGGGUUCCGGGAAGUUCGUGUUUAAGUUCAGCGUGUGUGGAUCAUCGGAGGUACUACGGAUCGGAGUCCAGUUCUUAUGUGGCAAAUGGAACUGGCUUCUCGAUAACCUAUGGAACUGGCAGUGUUUCUGGUUAUCUAUCGGUGGAUUAUGUGGGCUUUGCUGGCCUGACUGUCCAGAGUCAGACAUUUGGCGAGGUCACCACCGAGACUGGUACCAAUUUCUUGUACGCCUAUUUCGAUGGCAUACUAGGUAUGGGUUUUCCCGCUCUGGCUGUCGAUGGAGUUACUCCGACGUUCCAGAAUAUGAUUAACCAGAAUCUCGUUCAGCAACCCGUUUUUUCAUUUUUCCUGCGGGACAAUGGCACUUCCAUCAAUUAUGGUGGCGAACUAAUCCUGGGCGGUUCGGAUCCAUCGCUUUAUAGCGGUGAUCUCACCUAUGUGGAUCUCAUCCAGGCGGCCUAUUGGAAAUUCCAAACUGAUUCGAUCACAAUCGGAAAUACUAUUAUUAGCAUUAACGAUGCAGCAAUAGCGGAUACUGGAACUUCUUUGAUUAUCGCUCCUAUAGCGGAAUUCGAUCAGAUUGCUGGAAUUUUUGGUGCCAAUGCCGAUGGUCUAUUUCAAUGCAACAAUCUGAAGUCGAUUCCGGAUCUGGUGAUCAACAUUAAUGGCGUAGGAUUUAGGAUUUCGGCCAAGUAUUAUGUCGUCCAGGAAGGAGAGUUCUGUUCCCUGGCCAUUCAAUCGAUUAAUCAGGACUUUUGGAUUUUGGGCGAUGUAUUUUUGGGGCGUUUCUACACUGAAUUCGAUGUGGGCAACCAAAGACUGGGAUUUGCUCCGGUGAAUUCCGCGGUUUCCCUAAAUCUUUUGGGUCUAGGGAACAUGUUUUUGGUGGCAUGUGGACUGUGGACUUCCAAGAAAGUAUUCUUUUAAAUUAUGAAAACUGCCCUUAAAUAAAUUUGAAUCUUGAUAUGGUUAAAAUUUUUUUUUUUAAAUCACCAUUCCUAGUGUUAAGAAAGUUGUGACUGUACAAAAAAUUGAAAUAAAUUGAUAUUCAAGAGUG
Drosophila elegans is the source of this 1388-nucleotide messenger RNA. Its product is annotated as lysosomal aspartic protease. The transcript has a single exon. Gene Ontology annotation, biological process: proteolysis; cell death. The record is from RefSeq and is a predicted model, not a curated record. Lineage: Eukaryota; Metazoa; Arthropoda; Insecta; Diptera; Drosophilidae. Gene Ontology annotation, cellular component: lysosome. Gene Ontology annotation, molecular function: aspartic-type endopeptidase activity. Bases 32 to 1258 code for a protein of 408 amino acids.